GGAGCAGCUUGCCGAACGCACUUCUAUAAGAAAGUGCCCAACGUGAGGAUAUGCUUCGGCGAGCGAGACGGCGAGAUGUGGCUCCGGGAGAUGCCGCAGGAGAUUAUAGACUUCGAGUUCCUUCCAGCUGGCAAGUCCGACGAGGACCUCCACACCAAACUACAAUGUUACGACUUCCAGAAGAUGACAGGGCCCUUGUGGUGCGUGAAGCUGAGGCCAGAACCAGACUGCUCACCCGAUGGCGUGUUCAGGGAAGGCAUUGAGGGGUAUCCUCAUAUGUAUUCGAUGUACUGGGGCAUCAAUCACGCUAUCACGGACGGCACUUCGAACUCCACCCUUUGCGGCUUCAUCGUCCAGCUCCUCGACGAUGUUCUGGCAGGGAAAGAAAUCAAUGACGAGGAACAGCUCGGGAUUUACAUAUCGGACGAGAGGACGAAGCAGGCUCUGCGCGAACAAGAGGCUCGCGUGGACAGUGAUGCCGUACUGCGGAGCAAAUUGACAAAGGAAUACCAGAGUCUCUUUGGACGGCGCUCCCUUGUUACGACACUUUUUAAGGACGUUGGAGAGGAAAAGGCAAGGACUCUACAUAUGACGCGGGAUUUAGAUUUAGAAACUAGCGCUGCCUUCAUCAAGCGGUGUCACGCGGAGGGCAUCACGGUCAAUUCUGCUUUUACAGCCAUUGGAAACUUUGCGAUUGUGGAUCUCCUGGCGAAGGCGGGCCUCGAGCAAGAAUCGUACAGCAUUCGCAGUGAGCACGUCGUCAACGCGCGCCGCUACUGGAAGGGCGAUAAUACUGGGUACCUUGGCUGUCAUAUCACGCCGCUGUUGACUUCGGUCUUCGAAACUCCGCGAAAAUUCAGUGCAGACUUUUGGAAUUACGCCAAGCCCAUUGACGAGGAACUCCGAAGGAAAAUCAAUGGUGGGACAGUGCUCCAGAUGGAGAGAAUAAAAAGCAUUGUUCCGAAGACUUCUGAUAUCGACCCCACUUUCGAGUUCGAAUUUUGCCUCACCAACAUGGGGGACUUGACGAAGAAUGUGACAGAAGGCGGAGACCACGUACAGGCAGUGCAUGCUCUCAGGACUGCAUCUUUGAACAAUGUCCCUUUUAUUUGGGCGAAUUUCUUAAACACCUUCCGCGGGCGUUUCACAAACACACUCGUGUACAAUACUUUGUAUGUUAAUGCAGAGAUAACUGAAUACUUUUUCGAGAGGUCAUUCCACUAUCUCCAUGCAGCAUUAAAACUUUAAAACUAACAUCGUUCACCAACUAAUUUAGUGUGGGAAAUCACUGGAUUUUACCAAUAAGUUUUCCUUCAAAACACGCUAGAGAAAUAUUUCAUUUCUUGUUUGAAAAACCCGCUUCACAAUAACGUUAUAUCAACCUUCAAGCUUGAUUUGUAUUUGAUUAUAUAUAUCAACACAGUUAUUAUUUUUCAACGCAACUAUAGUGUACUUUUCUUUUUUAACUUUCACUUUGAAAUGGUUUGUCGUCUGGACACUUGAACAUAAAGAAAUACCUAUGAAUAUAAGGAGGACAAAGGGAAGAAAUGGGAGUGAAAAUAUCGUGCAGAAAAGAGUUGAAAAUUAAUUAACAAAUUUAAGAUUAUUUAAACAUGGUUACGCAAUUAUUUAUGAACAAUGAUGUUAUAUUGUUGUUAGAGCUUCACAGUAAUCUGACGAAGGUUAUUGCAGUUGUUUUCAUCAGUAUGACUAUAGUGCUCUCACAGUAACCACAUUAUUAUCAAUAACUCCCUUUUUAAGAUCUGGGAACUACAAAUAAGAUGUUGGAUCGACAAUGAUUAUUCUCUUGCCCUUUUUAUUACCAUUCUUUUAAUUACUGGCAAAUAGAAUAUGAUCUGAUGAGUAUAUACACAGACAAAACAAUUUGUUAACCUAAACCCUAUACUACACCAGGAAGAAAGGCAUUUGGUAUUAAUACGUGUUUGUUUAUUAGAACUUCUGGUGCAUGUAUAUAUCCAGAUGCUUAGCUAUGUGAUAUCCAGAUUGUAUUUUAAAUUUUGCUUAAAUAAUGCAUGGUAGCAGUUUUAAGAGCAGUCUGUAUGUCAAUAAAUUAAAUAAACUGCAAUUUCA
Penaeus vannamei (Pacific white shrimp) is the source of this 2091-nucleotide messenger RNA. RefSeq lists its product as uncharacterized. NCBI's taxonomy places the organism in Eukaryota, Metazoa, Arthropoda, Malacostraca, Decapoda, Penaeidae. The record is from RefSeq and is a predicted model, not a curated record.